Messenger RNA from Archocentrus centrarchus (flier cichlid), 1508 nucleotides. Its product is annotated as alpha-synuclein-like. Lineage: Eukaryota; Metazoa; Chordata; Actinopteri; Cichliformes; Cichlidae. Gene Ontology annotation, molecular function: cuprous ion binding. The record is from RefSeq and is a predicted model, not a curated record. The transcript has 6 exons. The coding region runs from base 424 to 807 and encodes 127 amino acids. Gene Ontology annotation, cellular component: cytoplasm; neuronal cell body; axon terminus. Gene Ontology annotation, biological process: synapse organization; chemical synaptic transmission; synaptic vesicle endocytosis.
GGAGAUUUUGAAGAGCCUGCUGCACCUACACGCUGUGGGCAACCUACGUACAGAAAGCGCUACGUAAUCUUUGUGUGUGAGUGAGUGAGCGCGUGAGUGAGUGGCAGUGGAGCAUCUCUUCUCUCUCAUAAGCAUCGCGGGGUUUAAUCGCUCCUUCUCCGUCGCCGCGACGUCUGCAGGAGGCGUCUGUCAAACCUGUGGAGCGCCCGUGUGUCUGUCUCGCUGUCUGCGUCCCCUCCGUCGGCAAUACGCUCGUUUCCUUUACAGAAGUUGAAGUUUGGAAACAAUAACCCAUUUUUAUUUCUCCUGCUCUUGGGGUGAAUCUUCACUGUCAUCCCGGAAGAUUCAGCACCUUCUCUCCUCAGAGGAAGUUGAAGCGAACAGCUGUGUGUGAGGAAAAAUUUGGGAGCCAACCGAGCAGCCAUGGACGCGUUAAUGAAGGGUUUCUCUAAAGCCAAGGAUGGGGUCGUGGCAGCGGCCGAGAAAACCAAGCAGGGAGUGACCGGAGCAGCUGAGAUGACGAAAGAUGGGGUUAUGUAUGUCGGUACUAAAACAAAGGACGGCGUCACUACAGUUGCAGGUAAAACUGUGUCUGGAGUUUCUCAGGUGGGUGAAGCGGUGGUAACUGGAGUUACUGCUGUGGCCCAGAAAACUGUGGAGGGCGCUGGCAGUAUUGCUGCUGCCACCGGACUGGUCAAAAAGGAUCCAGCCAAACAAAGUGACGAUGCCUCAGCAGUACAGGAUGUGGUAGAGUCACCAGUUGAUACCGACCCUGCUGAUGUCACAGAGGAGGACUCCGACGAAUAAACUGCUGGAGAGCUUCGCUAUCGAGGAUAAAUGAUCGAAACAUUCCAUGUUGCUCUGCCAAGUCCCGUCGUGCCUCGUUCUGGUCCUUCAUGGAGUCUGUGCUCAGCGUCGGUGUGCGUGCGUGUUUCUGUCUGUGCCGCUCCGUAUGUCUGUACAAUAUACGUGUAAAUGUUGUGGAGAUCGAAAGAUGUUGCGUGAACGUGUUUGUGCGCGUUGGUGUGUGCCUUUUAAACGUCAGUCUCGAAGGAGACCUCAGGUGUGUGUCCUCUGUGACCAGCUGUCAUUUACAGUGACUCCCUCCCACUGAGAAAGCCACCUGAUCACUGCGUGUCUGUGCACGCGUAUGUGUCUAUAUAUUUGUCUACUGUGUGGCUAUGUCAACAACUGAAACAUGGAAAUAUACCGCAGUCUACAAACACCUAAGUGUCUCUAUAUAAAUGAACAAUUUACAGUGAUCUGUUUGAGGUGGGAGCAUAAUAAUAUUCUCUAUUUUUGUCUGUAUACUGUCACUGUUUUUGCGGUGGACUAAAAAGUGCUGAGCUAUUUGUGCUUUCAAAUUUUUUUAAGUUGUCACUGAUAUAACUGAUAUACUAUAUCAUAUUGGAUGGACUUUUGAAAACCAAGAGCAUGUAAAGUACUCUUCGGCUAAACGGCUGUGAUAUUCAUUUACUGGGAUUUAAGUGUUGAAUAAAAUAUGUAAA